GGAUCUGCGUGCUGUGCCGGCGCUCCAGGCCGGAGCUGUGGUAGAGACCUCGAGGGAUACUGAGCUGCGACUUUUUCUUGAAUUCUCAUUGCCUUUUAGGGCAAAAGUGAAACAUGACUGAUACUGAUGAACCCCAGGCAUCUGGCUCUGAUUACUCUGAUGUGCAAGAGCUGAUGAGCCAUCAGCCGCAGGAGCCAUCUGAGGUGUACUCAUGGCAAAGGAAUACAGGAACAGAGCGGUCAAGGCAGAAGGUUGCUGCACCUGGGGAGUCUUCAGAUCAUCCUAACAGCAUGUGUAGAACAUCAGCAGCUUCAGCUGAGGUUUUACUGAUCAGCAGUGAUUCAGAAAUUGAUGUCUCUGCUGCUGGUCCUGAGUGCUCCAUUGCACCUUCAAAGCAGAAAAGGAGAUCUCAAUCUUCAAGGCAACAAGCUGACUCUGUUACAGAAGUAGCUGACAAUGAAAGCUCCUCAGAUUCUUCAUUGUCUCCCCAAAGUCCAGGGAAAUCAUUAGAAGCUUCCAGGCAGCAGAAGUCAAAACUCAAUUUGAAGGCCAUUUUUGCCUAUCACUUCAGGGGAAGGAAGUUCAAAGCAGCCGCACACCGAAAAUACAAAAUUUACACACCGAAGAACAAGAAGAAGAAAAAGUAUGAGAGCACACAGAUGCCCACAGGGAGGCCCCCACUGACAGCCUCACCUCAGGAACAAAAGAGGAGGCUUCUAGACAGAGGUUUUCAAUUUCCUUUUGUUGAAAAACAUUAUGGGGAGAAACAUAUUCCCUUAAAGAUGGUUCUUGGCUAUGAGCAGGCAGCUGCAAAGGGCUUUUUCAAGUAUAUUGAAGUGCUUAAAUAUGAAGAACAUCUUAAAAAAGCUUUAAAAGCCGUUCAGGCCAGUGAUGACUUGGAAAAAGAGUGUAUGGUGUUACGGAAACACAAAUACUUAGAUGAUGAAGGCCCCAUUUCCCCUAUUCAGGAGACAGAUGAUGAUGAGGACAGCUUGAAUUCUGAUACUGAGGAGCAACUUGAUGCCAGAGUAGUGGAGAACAGCUCUUUCAUUCUAAGCAGUACAAUUCCCAGUAAAAAAAAAGUCAAAGCCAGGAAGAAAACAAAAUCAUCUGAAGUGAUUGAAAUAGUGGAUGAUGAAGAUGGUGCUGAAGAGAACUCAGUGCCUCUGCAAGGCUCCCCUCGGUGAACAGCAGAUCGACCAAUGAGGUGGCAGUGGUUGUUCUUCACAUAGCUCUUCCAUGGGCCUCUUUGGUUUAAAACAUUGGUCUGGAGUCAGUGUUGAGCUCUCCACCCAGCUGCCUAGGCUCAUUUGCCUUGCUUUUAUGUUGCUUUUGGAAGAUGGAAUACCUCUUGGCUUUCUUGCUGCAUAAGGUAAGGUGUUACUUGAGUUUCAGUUUUGCUUCCUUCAGGUAACCCUUUUUGCAUUAUUGCACAAAAGGUUUUGAAAAAGCAGUGCUCCAUAGUUAAAAUAAAUAUGUUAUAGUGCUCCACAGCUGAGCAGCUUGUGAGUGUGAAGCUUCCCAAGUACAAGUUCAGUGCUACAUAACCUUUCAUCAGUCGGACCAAAAUUAGAGUCUGUAGCCUCUCUUUGAACAAAUACUUCUUGAAUACUUCAAAGUGCGAAUAAACAGAAGUUUGACCUGCUGUCAAAUGCUGCAACUUUAUCUGAUUUGGUUGGACAACACUGUCUGGAAUUUCUCUGCUGAAGAUGUUAAGAACUACCUUCCCUUCAGUGUCUUCAUGGUGGCUCACCCACACUUUCUGUACCAGGGUGUAUCAACAGCUGCAGCUUCUGGUGGCUUCCCUGUGGUAAAAUUCCAUCUUAAUUCAUAUUGCUUGCAAGAACAGGAGGAGCAGCUGGUAGUCUUGCAUGUACAUGGCUGUGAAAGCUUCUUACUGCCUGGAUGUUGCCAAGCUUGGGACAGUGUAGGAAAUAGCAUGGAAGAAAGCACCGUGUAAGGAUACAGCAUAGGAAAAUCCCUUUUAUGUGGGAAACACUGAGCUGAGGGUGGGCAAGUAGUGAAACCUUACAAGAAGAUUCUUGAGUGAGAGGAUAGGAACAGAUAUCUUCCUUGGUGUUGCUGUAGGUAGAGAGCUGCAAUAGGAAGCACAUCAGGUUGGCACAGCGUAGCUUGUUCUGAGCUCCUUACCACAAUUACCUUGGUUCAAGCUACGUGUCUCAAGGACUGGAAAGGGUGGUAACUAUCAGCUUCUACUGCUAACAGCAAGUAUAGUCAGUUGGGAAGUAGGUUCAAAUGCUGUUUCAAAAAUAGUAAAAAAAAACAAAUGUGUUCAGUCUGUUCCAGCACUUGAUCAGGUUUUGUCUUUUGCUGUAGGCAAAAACCUGGAACCUAGUGCUUAGAAAAACCCCUUCUUUUGCAACCCACAGCUGAUUAAUGUAUUAGUUGUGUUACUUAUAUGAAGGGACAAUAUUUGCAUGGGCUCAAAUAGCAUUCAUCCAUUCAAAUACUGAUCAAUCUAGAAUUUUCUGAAUUUUCAGAAGUGUAGUUUGGUUUUAUCUUUCUUUGCAGAUGAGCACAGUCACACUACAGCAGUUUUAACUACUUGGGGAUCUCUUGAAUUCUUAUGAUUGUUGCUGACCUGAUUCAUAAAUCCUGUAGCCUCUGUGCGACAUGGUAGCAAAAGAGGACAUUCCUGUGAUGUGUGGAACAGAUUGGAAAGCCUCUACUCAGGUGAGGUGGACCUGAAGUCCCGUCUGAGCUAGCAUCUUGGUACUUAGAGAAAGUGAAGGAAGAAGUGCAGGCUGCCAUUUCACAGAAGUCUGAAGCUGCUUCAAGGGUGCUUGAGGAUACAGAACAGAGUGAACUGCCCUGAAUUAAAAAGAUGGAAGGAUCUUAUUUGGCAGGUCUGCCACCAAGUUGCUGCAUGUCAGAGGGAUGAAAAACACCAUGUGGGAGCUACCAAAGUGAGUGUGAAGAUCCUGGAGAUGUUGCUUCAAGCCUGCUGUAAAGAACUGCACAGCUGUUACAAAGACUCUUCUCUAGAGUUUUUAUUGCAGUUUUUGGAAUUAAACAUUUAUUUCAAUUUGUUA
Messenger RNA from Taeniopygia guttata (zebra finch), 3053 nucleotides. It is a transcript of the gene TAF1D, whose product is annotated as TATA-box binding protein associated factor, RNA polymerase I subunit D. The record is from RefSeq and is a predicted model, not a curated record. Gene Ontology annotation, cellular component: RNA polymerase transcription factor SL1 complex; nucleoplasm; nucleus. Gene Ontology annotation, biological process: regulation of DNA-templated transcription. Lineage: Eukaryota; Metazoa; Chordata; Aves; Passeriformes; Estrildidae.